Solanum lycopersicum (tomato) is the source of this 2660-nucleotide messenger RNA. Its product is annotated as myosin-binding protein 7. The record is from RefSeq and is a predicted model, not a curated record. NCBI's taxonomy places the organism in Eukaryota, Viridiplantae, Streptophyta, Magnoliopsida, Solanales, Solanaceae.
UAAUGGAAUAAAUUUUAAUGAUUAAAAUUCUGACCUAAAAAUCAAAGGCAGUUAAUACGCUGAAUCUGAAUUAUUAAUAAUCAAACCCCUGCAAACAAAUAAGACCUCGUAUACACACUUUAAUUAAAUUAAGAUCAUAUUAUCUAGAAUUUAUUUCUCUUAAAUAAUUUUAUACAUUUUAAACUUAUGUGAUCCUUCAUAACUCCACAUAAUUAAAAUAUGUUUGAGAUAUAUGAACAUGACAUAAAAAAAAUUGUACAAAAUUAUUAAGAACACCCACCUUUUUUGCCUGAAUUUCUCCAACUACACCCAUUUUCUUCUGUAAUUUCAGUUCAGAAAAAGAAAAGUAAAAAGAAAAUUAACAUCACCAAACAAAAAUAUCCUAUCAUUUUUUUCACGAAACACGAAGCUAACAAAUCAAUACAGUAAACUAGGGUUCCCAAAUUCCCUCUUCUUUCUCCCGGUAUUUUUCCAAUACUUCUCAUACUUUCAUGUUUCUAUCGGAAUAUCUUGUUUUCUCAGCUUCGUCAAUUCGAACUUUGCAUAUUUGCUAACUAUUCUUGAUUGCGAUAUUUUUCUAGCUUUGACUUUUUUUUCUUCAGGAUUUCGUAUUUGAGAGAAAAGGGAAGAUUUGUGCAUAUUUAUUUGAAAGAGGGAGGAAUUUGCAUAAUUGUGGUUUAUGGGUGUUUUGGUUUGUGAAUUUUUUUAUUUUUCAAUUUAUGUGUUAUUUUCAAUUUAGGGUUUCAAGGAGUUUAUUGAAUUGUGUGAGUCGAUGGAUUCUGAAAGUAUGAUCCCGUCUACCAGUGUGGUCAAAUGUUGUGAUUGCGAGUGCAAUUGCUCCAUAACGAGUAGUUCAUUUUCGGGGAAUUGGAUACGCUGUGAAGCAGAAAUUUGAUGAAUAUGAUGAGAUUGAGAAGAAAUUUGUGAUCCCGGGUUUAGUUUUGCCGCAAGAGGCUCGUAAAGAUAUGGGAAAUGAGUGUAUUGCUUUAAGGGAAAUGGUUUGUGGACAACAGGAGACGAUUCAGGAAUUGAGUGUUGAGCUGGAGGAAGAGAGGGAAGCGGCAUCCUUAGCUGCUAAUGAAGCUAUGUCGAUGAUUUUGAGGUUGCAAAGGGAAAAAGCUGAUUCACAAAUGGAAUUUAGGCAAUUUAAAAUGUUUACCGAGGAGAAAAUGGCUCAUGAUCAGCAAGAGAUGAUGGCGUUGGAGGAUUUUUUGUAUUAGAGGGAGCAAGUGAUUGAGUCGUUGACUUGUGAAGUGCAAAUGUAUAAGCACGAGAUGUUGAGUUAUGUGCUAUUGGAGUCUGAGGUUGAGUAUGAUGGUGAGAAAGAGAAUGGCUAUUUUAGCCGGAACAAUAGUGUAGGUGAGAGUUCCGAUGGCCGCUUUGACAUUCCUUCUUAUGAUUACCCUCCCUUGAAGAGCACUAUAAAUGAGAACCAAAUGCAUACUGAGGUUAAUGAUGAGGUUGUCGAUAUUGAUAAAUAUGCAUUUGGGGAGGCCCCACGAUCAUGUGAUAAUUUGCGAUAUCUGGGGAAGAGGAUCAAUCAGUUGGAAACAACACCAAGUAGUCGGACUAAUGGGGAAGUAUUUAACAACAAUAUCCUUGAAAAAGCAAUAGUUGCUCAGUCUCCUUUUGUACCAAAUAAAGAAAUAUGCUCAGAUUUCAUCUCAGGUUCUCCAAAAUUUGGUGGAAGUGUUGGAAAAGCAGAAAAUUCGCAAACAGAGGAGUAUGCAAACUUAGGAAGGUGGAUGAGUCAUCGGAAGUUGGGGAUGAAAUGAGUGUCAAGGUUUAUACAAUUGACUCUAUACAUCAGGGUGCUGGAUAUAAUGGUAACUCAGAGACCAAGGGUUUAGUUCAUACCCCAAGAGAUUCCCUAAAUCAUACAGAUUUUGGAGAUCCUCAGGUCACAAAGCUUUACCUUAGGCUGCAGGCCCUUGAUGCUGAUCGGGAAUCAAUGAGGCAGGCUAUCAUUUCUAUGCGGACUGAUAAAGCACAGCUGAUAUUGCUUAAAGAAAUUGCUCAGCAGUGGUGUAAAGAAGCGUCUCCAGAAAGGAGGACACCUGUUAGGAAGACAUCUGUAGUCAAGAGCUUUUCUUUCAUCUCCAUAUUCAAGGUACUUGUUUGGGUUGACAGCCAACAGGGUGGGCUUGCUUAUGUUGUUAGACAAGGGACCUCGUGUUGGGCAAUGGAGAUGUCUUUCAAGUACGCAAGUGUGAAACCAACACUCUUUGGUCCACAUCGACUUCCGCAUCUCUUAUGCUCAUCUGCAUGAAAGCAGAGCGGAUUUUAGUCAGAUAGUUGCUUUUUGGAUGUUCAUUCAUUUGUUCUCGCCCUAUAUGCCUUGCUGCUGCGAAUUUGGGUACUGGAUUACUUUGUGCGUUGUUCUUUUCACUUGAUUGUUGGAAUUGAAUACAUCUUGAUGAAACAUUCGGCAAAAAUUAUAGUUGUUCCUCAGCCAUCUAGAACUUGGAUCUUAUGGUUUGGUGGAAUUUCACUUUAGGUUAGUUACUUUUGUAUAUUGUAGAUUUGUGAAUAAUCUUUUUUUGGUGGCCUCUCAAUACAAAAUGAGUGCUUUGUUUGGUAUUGAAAUGUAGUUGAUUAAUUGAUUGAAUAGAAUGAGUGCAGUUUUGCAUGUCUUUAAAUAAGUUCUCUUUUCAUCUUAA